Quercus robur (English oak) is the source of this 1233-nucleotide messenger RNA. RefSeq names its product putative disease resistance protein RGA3. Gene Ontology annotation, molecular function: protein binding. The record is from RefSeq and is a predicted model, not a curated record. Bases 1 to 1233 code for a protein of 410 amino acids. The transcript has a single exon. Lineage: Eukaryota; Viridiplantae; Streptophyta; Magnoliopsida; Fagales; Fagaceae.
AUGGCAAAUGGGCUCCUCCAGAAAUCCAACAAAAGUGCUCAAGAGUUGGAAGACAUUGGAGAACAAUAUAUAAAAGAUUUUUUAUCAAGAUCUCUCUUUCAAGAAUUUGAAGACGUUGGUACUUUCGUGACAUUUAAAAUGCAUGAUUUGAUACAUGAUCUUUCAUUAUAUGUUGCACAAAAUGAUUAUUGCUUAAUUGAAAACACAAAUAACUCCAACAACUUUGAAAAGGCUAGGCAUGUGUCAAUUUUGGACCAUAAUAUGGGUGUUGAUGCAAUGAUAGCUUUUUUAAAUAAGUUGAGUAAUAGCAUGCGGGCUAUUAAUUUCUCAUGCGAAGAUUGGGUACCAACUGAACACACUUUUAAUAAUAAACCCUUGGUGGAAACAUGCAUCUCAAGAUUUAAGCAACUGAGGCUGCUAAAUUUAAGAUAUUCAAGGUUGGAGGAGUUGCCAAGCUCAAUUAGUACUUUAAAGCAUUUGAGAUAUCUCAACUUACGGGGGAAUAAGCAAAUCAAGAAACUGCCUAAGUCCAUUUGCAACCUGCAGAAUUUGGAAACAUUGAUAUUACGUGGCUGUGAAGAGCUUGAAGAGUUGCCAAGAGAUAUAAGGAACUUGAUCAGCCUCAGAUAUUUGUCAAUAACCACAAAACAAACUCGUUUUCCCACCGAUGGAAUCGAGUGCAUGUGUUCUCUUCGAAUAUUGCAUUUUGAUAAAUGUCCUAGGCUAGAGUCCUUUCCUGAAGGGAUCAAGUGCCUUACCGCCCUUCGCUUUUUAGGCUUUCAAAAUUGUGAAAGCCUAAACUCUUUGCCACAAGGUUUGAAACAUCUGACAGCAUUAGAAGUUAUGUUAAUUCAAAAUUGUGAAAAGCUUAAUUUGAUAGAAGGGGAUGACUACCCAACAAGUCUCCGAAAACUCAGCAUCGGUAGAUUGCCAAAACUAGUGGCUCUACCACCAUGGCUUAAAGGAUCUGCCAAUACUUUAAAUUUCUUAACUAUCUUUGGUUGUCACAACUUGGUGGUAUUGCCAGAGUGGCUUUCAGAUCUCAAUUCACUUCAAAAACUUAUGAUUCGGUAUUGCCCAAAAUUAUCCUCUUUGCCAGAGGGGUUGGGUCACCUCACUACUCUAAGAGAAUUGGAGAUUGUUCGUUGUCCUAAUUUGAGGAGAAAUUGUGAGCGAAAUAUUGGCAAGGAUUGGCCUAAGAUAGCACACGUCCCUCUGGUCAAAUUGAUUUAA